Molecule: messenger RNA, 1336 nt
Organism: Corythoichthys intestinalis (scribbled pipefish)
Lineage: Eukaryota; Metazoa; Chordata; Actinopteri; Syngnathiformes; Syngnathidae
Product: inhibin beta C chain
Exons: 2
Coding region: 18-1058 (346 amino acids)
Cellular component (GO): extracellular region
Molecular function (GO): growth factor activity; cytokine activity
Source: RefSeq, a predicted model, not a curated record
CCCAGACCAAACCCAGCAUGUUCAGAUCAUGCACACUUCUCUCAUGCUCAUUAAUCCUGCUCUCCAUUUCCAGCUCAGGGGAGUGUAGGCCUCGACAAGCCCAGGAGCUGACACUUGACGUGGACACUUACAGACUCCAGCUAGUGGAGGCGCUCAAGAUGGGAAUCCUGAACUCACUUGGCAUGGACAAAGAGCCCGAAAUUACCCGAAAGGUGUCCGAACAAGAGUUGAGGAAGAUGUCUCGGCUGUACCGGGAAAAAGUGAGGGAGCUGAGAGGAAAUUUCGUGAGAGCCACUAAGUCGAUGGUGCUUUACCCAGCUACAGCAUGUCAACCUCUGUUGCCGCCUGGUCAACACAUGCAAUGGUACCGAGCAGUUUUCCAGAAGAACCCAAACAUCCAAGGAGGAGCCAUUCCGACCAGAGCUGAACUAAAGGUUUCCAGGCAGAUUCCAAUGCAACCAACACAGUCUGAGGCGAGGCAAAGGAUUGAAGUUCAAGUCGUGAAGGCAGUAAACUUCACCAAAUGGACUCACACAGACCAUCAUGAUGUGUCACCCCUUCAAAAUGUGACAAUGGACAUCACCUCAAAGGCAACAAAGUGGAUAAGAACAGAUGACUCGUCACUAGUCGUGGAUGUUCAGACGACCGUGGGGGAAGGCCGACCAAACAUAUCACUGGAAUUAGACUUAAUUCAACCUGGAGCAAUUCGAAGACUGCCUCGCUCCAACAGAGAGGACGAGUGCAAUGAGCAAGGCUGGUGCUGCCGCAAAUCCGUCAACGUGUCUUUCAAAGAUAUCGGCUGGACCGACUGGAUCGUGGCUCCGACGGAGUACACCAUGCACCUGUGCGAUGGCGCCUGCCCUCACAACUACAAGCCUGCUAGCAUGCACACGCAGGUUAAGUCUCGCCUGUAUCAAAUCCUAAAGGGCGGCUCGCCUCGGCCUUGCUGCGUCCCGGCCGCCUAUGAACCCAUGGUUAUCAUGUACAACGAUGGGAGGGGCAAGUUGAAACUGACGCCUUUUAGUGACCUGAUAGUCACCAAAUGUCAUUGCGCCUAAGGCGCACAACAAAAAAGACGAUUUGCUAAUUAUUUGGUUAUAUGUUUUAUUUAUUGAAAGUUUAUUUAUUGCCCUAACGGUUGUAACUCAUUGACUGCCAUUGUCACCAAAAGAUUAAUUGGGGUAGCUGGCAUUGAAUGAUUGUUUCAGUGCUAUUAACGGCGAUAGAUGUUCAAUCCAUUUGGAUUGGAAGGGUAACUGUCAGCCCUCCUAGUCCAAAUUUAUUGAACGUGUAUCACGGUCAGUGGCUACCAAUGUUAAUUUAUGAAAUAACAUUA